AUGUUUUAUUCGGAAGCUAUUUUGUCUAAAAAGGGUCCAUUGGCGAAAGUAUGGCUAGCCGCGCACUGGGAACGAAAAUUGAGUAAGGCUCAGUUUUUACAAACAAACAUACAAACUUCUGUAGGUGCUAUCCUCGGUGGAGAUCAACCACCCAUGGCACUACGCUUGUCAGGGCAAUUAUUACUGGGUGUUGUCCGCAUAUAUUCAAGAAAAGCGAAAUAUCUGCUUGAUGAUUGCAAUGAAGCUCUACAUAAAAUUAAGAUGGCAUUUAGACCAGGCGAAGUUGAUUUAGUUGAAGAACAACGAAUAGCUAAUUUUGAAUCUAUCACAUUACCUGAUAAUAUUACGGAGUUUGAUAUAUUAUUACCAGAUCCUAGUCUUAAUAUCAAACAAUGGACUGAUAUAACACCGGUUGCAACUACAAGUUCAUCAAACAUCUCAAGACCACAAGACAUUACUAUAAGAGACAAUUUUGAUGUUUCAUUAACUUCAAAUAUUGGGGAUGAUUUAUUAGGGGAUGCUUUCGAUACAGAAGAUGGUCGAGGUCUGGAUCUUAAUUUGGAUGAUGAAUUAUUCGAUUCGAAGGCGCAUGGUCACGAUGCCAGAUCUGAAAGUAACGAUGGAUCUAUUGAUAUUGAAAUGGCGAGAGAUGCACAACCUGAAUUGUCGAUGACUAUAGAAGAUGUAAUUGGUAGUGGUAGUAAAAAUGCCGUCGAAGAUGACCCAUUGAUGAUAAUAGAUGAUGGUCCUGAAUUAAAUCUUAUGGAUGAUAACCUAUUGGACGACAAUCUAAUAGAAUAUACAGUAGAUAUGCCAACUUUAGAUAUUGGUAGACCAUCAUCAGAAAGCCUUGAAACAAGACCACUAGAAAUAGAUGUUAAUCUUGAUACAAAUGUUACAAAUAUGGAAGAUCAAACAGUUCAAGAAACUAUGAGGUUUACUCCAUUGUCUCCACGAAGUCCUGAACAAGAAGUUCCUGAACUAUUUCAGGAUGAGGUUAUUCAACCUACAACACCAAAUCGUAGAAAGCGUAAAUUAAUCGUAGAUGAGGUGACUGAAUUACCAAAUAGACAUAUUGCAAACCAAAUCAAGGAUACUUCCGAUAUUUUGAUUACGCCAUCUUUUCUCCAAGCGUCGCGUAAUUUACUACGCAUCGGGGAGAUUAGACAAACGGGCGCUUCUUAUUACCUUGAUUUAAAUGUUCCACAUAAUCUUAUGCCCCAAUUCCAUCACCUCUUUGCUCGAAAACGUCUGAGGAUGACACCAUCCCCGCCUCCUGAGGAUUAUAAGCAAGAGGAGGCUGUUCAAGCUGGACCAUCUCGAGUUGAUAAUCCAAUAAACGAGGAAUUUACUGAACACGAAAACAAUAAUACUUAUGACGAUUUAGAUUUUCAAAAUGCAUACAAUAGUCCUAUUUUGGAUCACGGUUCUGUCGUAGAAGAAAUUGAGAAAGGAAAAGAACAAGAAAAGACUCAUAACACAGAUAAAGAAAGUGUUGCCGAGCAAAAUUUAGCCACACCAGUGGAAUCAACGUCAGAACAUGAUGAUGCUGAGAAUAACUUUGAUAUGAUAUCCCAUCAUGAAAACGAUAAUGCACUAGACAUUACUAGCCCAAUUGACGAUGGAGGAGAAUCAUCAAGCAGUCGUGGUAUAACCAUUUUCGAUCAAGACGAGCCACAGGAUCAGCAAGCUACAGGAAAUGAAUCCGGAUACAGCAAGAAUACAGUCAAAGCAAUGCGACUUUUGAGGGAUAAAUGUCGUGGAGAGAUAAGUGAUCGAGCUAAUGGAAAAUCAAAAAGUCCGGUACAAGUGGUUGUCAGUUAUGAUUCAGUCGUUGGCACGGCUAAACGACAAGAUGCUGUUAAGCUGUUCUUUGAAUUAUUAGUCUUAAAUACUAAAGACGUUAUUCAUGUAAAGCAAAAUCAGCCAUAUGGAGAUAUAGAGAUUCUAUGUAAAGAUAAAUUAUUCGAUUUACUAGAAGAAGGAGUUGUGUAA
Messenger RNA from Dentiscutata erythropus, 1995 nucleotides. NCBI's taxonomy places the organism in Eukaryota, Fungi, Glomeromycota, Glomeromycetes, Diversisporales, Gigasporaceae. The record is from the annotation of a GenBank genome assembly.